UCCUUAUCGGGAUCAACGUUAUUGAAGCAGAAAGCAAUUAAUCAUCGUGCAUAAAAAAUAUGCAUGACAACGGUGGUUAAAAGCACGUGGAUAAGAGCGACAGGUUGUAUAAAAGAAGGCGCCAAUUCCACUCAUCGCCUGCAGAUUUGGUGUGCCGUGACUGCAAAAAAUGGCAAUUCCAGUGAGGAGGUCUCUUUAGAAACUGCCCAUGAUUUACUGUGCGCCAAAUUGAUUAGGUCUGUGCAUAUUUCCGAUAUUAUAGAUCAGUAGAUUACAGACGAGGAAACAUGGCGUUUUCGAAGGUGAAGGUUCUUAGCACUUUUCUUAACUGGAGCCUUCAAUCACCCAAACCCCACUGCCUUAGAUUUUUCUCCAGUUUCAUCCAACCUCAGUUGCAGAGAGUUGGAUUUAUUGGGCUUGGAAACAUGGGGUCACGUAUGGUGAAUAAUCUUAUCAACGCAGGAUAUGAAGUCUCUGUUCAUGACGUCAAUUCUGAUGCAAUAGAGAAAUUUUCCAAGAAGGGAAUUCAUGCUAGAGAAACACCAUUCGAAAUUGCUGAGUCAAGUGAUGUUAUAGUGACUAUGCUACCUUCCUCAUCUAGUGUGUUGGAUGUAUAUACCGGACCAAAUGGUUUGCUUCAUGGUGGAACACUCUUGAGGCCAUGGUUACUGAUAGAUUCUUCGACUAUUGAUCCACAAACUUCUAGAAGGAUUGCUGCAAUUAUUUCCAAACAUACGUUGAAAGAGAAAAAAGGUUCUCUAGAUGUCCCCAUGAUGCUGGAUGCUCCUGUCUCUGGAGGAGUUGUUGGUGCAGAAGCCGGAAACCUGACUUUUAUGGUUGGUGGUCCAGAGGAGGCUUACUUGGCUGCAAAGCCACUGUUUCUUGCAAUGGGGAAACAUACAAUCUAUUGCGGUGGAAGUGGUACUGGGUCCGCAGCAAAGAUCUGCAAUAAUCUGGCAUUGGCUAUAAGCAUGAUUGGGGUCUCAGAAGCUUUUGCUCUUGGUCAAUCGCUAGGAAUUACAGCGAACACCCUGACAAAAAUAUUCAAUUCCUCAUCCGCCCGGUGUUGGAGUAGUGACAGUUAUAACCCUGUUCCUGGAGUAAUGGAUGGUGUGCCUUCUUCAAAGAAUUAUGAUGGGGGUUUUUCAUGCAAGCUUAUGGCUAAAGACUUGGGGCUCGCCGCAGCAGCAGCUGAGGACAUGCGUCUCAAUUGUCCUUGGACUCGUCAAGCUCUACUUACGUAUUCAGAGCUAUGCAAAGCAGGACAUGAAGCAAAAGACUUCUCGUGCGUAUUUCGCCACUAUUAUUCUGGUCAUGACGAGAAUUUGUAGUCUUUUUAUCACUAUGUUGAGGGCUAGUUUGAAUGACAUUUAAUUUUAUCUAAAAUAGACUAUCUUAUCUGAAAUCAGUAUCUCUAAAUAAUAUUAUUACAUUAGAUGUUUA
Molecule: messenger RNA, 1443 nt
Organism: Amborella trichopoda
Lineage: Eukaryota; Viridiplantae; Streptophyta; Magnoliopsida; Amborellales; Amborellaceae
Product: 6-phosphogluconate dehydrogenase family protein
Biological process (GO): L-valine catabolic process
Molecular function (GO): 3-hydroxyisobutyrate dehydrogenase activity; NADP binding; NAD binding
Source: RefSeq, a predicted model, not a curated record